Messenger RNA from Malania oleifera, 1595 nucleotides. RefSeq names its product succinate--CoA ligase [ADP-forming] subunit alpha, mitochondrial. Gene Ontology annotation, biological process: tricarboxylic acid cycle. Gene Ontology annotation, molecular function: succinate-CoA ligase (GDP-forming) activity; succinate-CoA ligase (ADP-forming) activity. NCBI's taxonomy places the organism in Eukaryota, Viridiplantae, Streptophyta, Magnoliopsida, Santalales, Ximeniaceae. Gene Ontology annotation, cellular component: succinate-CoA ligase complex (ADP-forming); mitochondrion. The coding region runs from base 261 to 1268 and encodes 335 amino acids. The transcript is spliced from 7 exons. The record is from RefSeq and is a predicted model, not a curated record.
GGUCAAGACCAAUUCGUGCAUGUUUGUCAGGAGCGAAAUUCAGUGAACCAAUUUGCUUGGAGAGGAGGAAUACUUUAAAACGGGGACUUUUCUGCGUUUUACCUAGGUUUUUCCAAGACCACCGUGUUUAGGGGAAAAACGGAGAGGUCAGAACUCAGAUUUCAGCGAGUCGGGUUUCGGCCUAGAGAACGGAGGAGCCAACGAAGAGAAGAAACAGAGCGAAGGCCAAAGCCGUAGGUUGUGAACUCUGAGCAGUGGUGAUGGCUCGGCAGGCCACUAAGUUGAUGAGCUCGAUCGCAUCGAAGUUCUUCUCCUCACCGUCCUUCGCCGCGUCGACUCAGUCGCGCCAUUUCGCGGCUGCGGCGGCAGCUCCACCGGCUGUAUUCGUGGACAAGAACACCCGCGUCAUCUGCCAAGGCAUCACCGGCAAGAAUGGUACCUUCCACUCCGAACAAGCCAUAGAAUACGGCACCAAAAUGGUGGGUGGUGUGACACCGAAGAGAGGAGGAACAGAACACUUGGGCCUUCCUGUUUUUAACACAGUUGCAGAAGCGAAGUCUGAAACAAAAGCUAAUGCUUCAGUAGUUUACGUACCCCCAACUUUUGCUGCAGCAGCUAUUAUGGAGGCAAUGGAAGCUGAGUUGGAUCUUGUUGUGUGCAUCACAGAGGGAAUCCCUCAGCAUGAUAUGGUACGAGUGAAGGCUGCUCUUAACAAGCAAUCCAAAACCCGGCUGAUUGGGCCAAACUGCCCUGGUAUUAUCAAGCCAGGAGAAUGUAAAAUUGGAAUUAUGCCUGGAUACAUCCACAAGCCAGGCCGCAUAGGAAUUGUUUCCCGAUCUGGUACCUUGACAUAUGAAGCAGUUUUCCAAACCACAGCUGUUGGCCUUGGACAAUCCACUUGUGUCGGUAUAGGUGGGGAUCCUUUUAAUGGGACAAAUUUUGUUGAUUGCAUGGAGAAGUUCUUAGCAGAUCCUCAGACAGAAGGUAUCGUUCUAAUAGGAGAGAUAGGUGGGACUGCAGAGGAGGAUGCUGCUGCAUUAAUAAAGGAAAGCAAGACUGAGAAGCCCAUUGUUGCAUUUAUUGCUGGACUAACUGCUCCCCCUGGGCGUCGUAUGGGUCAUGCUGGAGCUAUUGUGUCGGGUGGUAAGGGCACGGCCCAAGACAAAAUCAAGACCCUCAGAGCAGCUGGGGUUACAGUUGUAGAGUCUCCUGCAAAAAUUGGCGCUGCCAUGUAUGAUGUCUUCAAGCAAAGGGGCCUCGUGGACUAGUUUUGGACUCUUUUCUUUUUUCACUGCCUUCUAUUGUUCAUUCCUGAAACUUUGGAAUGUCCAUCUCCAUUUUUUUCCCUAUAUUUUUUUUUAUGUAAUUUCCGUACCCUCUCUCAAGAGUUCAUAGGUUUUCCAUCCUUUUUUGCCAUCUAAAAUGCAUGCCAUUGGAGAUUAAGGUGAGGUGGUUAGUUUAAUUUAACGCUGUUGAGGUGGAUGGAUGGUAAACGCUGAGGGGUUUAUUAUAAAUGCACCGUGUUUUUGGUGUUUGACAUCCCUCCUUAUGCGUCUCUUUGCGCCUUUCAAUAAAUUAGAGAGUAUUAUUAUGUA